AUGCUGAAAACAGGCCUUUGUCGGCGUGCUGCGGCUACGACCACCAUCACCAGUACCGUUCCCAGCAACCUGCUGACGGAGGAUGGACGGCCGUUUGCCAUGGUGGCACGUGAGGUGAGGAUGAUGCAGCAAAACAUGGCUGGGCUUGUCAGCAACAGCAAUAACGCGGUUCUCAAUCACAUUGCCAAAUAUGUUUUUUCAGUGAGUGGGAAAAUGUUGCGUCCAACGCUGGUGGCGAUGAUGGCACAUGCGUUACUGCCGCCGCAUGUGAGUGAACAAAUUCGUGCGGAAAGCAUCGGCUCAAUUGAUGACAUUUCUUCCGGUGCCAUUCGUCCCUUCCUGCGACUUGGAGAAAUCACGGAGCUUCUCCAUACCGCUACACUUGUCCACGAUGACGUCAUGGAUAACAGUAACACACGUCGUGGACAACCCACAGUCCACUGCUUGUAUGACACAAAACGUGCGGUACUGGCAGGUGACUUCCUUCUCGCGCGUGCCUCCAUUUGGAUAGCCGCGUUGGGCCACUCCCGCGUUGUACUGCUCAUGAGUACCGCACUGGAGGACCUUGCUGCUGGAGAAAUGAUGCAAAUGGACGGCUGCUUUGACAUUGAGAGUUAUGAACAGAAGAGUUAUUGUAAGACAGCAUCUCUUAUUGCCAACUCCCUGGCAUCUACUGCGGUACUUGCGGGUUUGCCAAACACCGCCUAUGAAGAGGCAGCGGCGAAAUUUGGAAAGCAUUUGGGCAUUGCAUUUCAAAUUGUCGAUGACUGCUUGGACAUCACUGGGGAUGAUAAAAAUUUGGGGAAACCAAAGAUGGCAGACAUGGCAGAAGGCAUUGCAACACUUCCAGUUCUUCUUGCUGCACGAGAGGAAACGCGGGUCUACGAAGCAGUACGGCGUCGUUUUAAAAAUCCAGGUGACACGGAGAUGUGCAUGGAGGCGGUGGAGCGUCACGGGUGUGUUGCUGAGGCUCUUGAACAUGCAGGCGAACACUGUCGUCGUGGCGUUGAAGCACUUCAUGCGCUUCAUACAUCCCCCGCAAGAGAUUGUCUUGAGGCUGCGAUGGGACUUAUUUUAACGCGACAAGUAUGA
Trypanosoma cruzi is the source of this 1092-nucleotide messenger RNA. Its product is annotated as farnesyl synthetase, putative. Lineage: Eukaryota; Euglenozoa; Kinetoplastea; Trypanosomatida; Trypanosomatidae. The transcript has a single exon. Gene Ontology annotation, cellular component: transferase complex. Gene Ontology annotation, molecular function: prenyltransferase activity. The record is from RefSeq and is a predicted model, not a curated record. Gene Ontology annotation, biological process: ubiquinone biosynthetic process; isoprenoid biosynthetic process. The coding region runs from base 1 to 1092 and encodes 363 amino acids.